CCCUCCGCCUGCACCCUCCCCACGACAAGCUCCAGUCCUGAGGAGCGCAAGCACCCACACGGGUCGCACUAACCAGUCUGACCCUCUCGCCUCUCACCUUUCUGACUUCCUACCCAGAGGAGACAGGAACAACUUGAGACUCCCCUGAGGGUCCUUCAGGACAGGGGGCAGCCAUGUCACAGUUCUCUACCAUGACGACCUCGGAGAGGAAAAUGCAGGCGGCAGCAAUCUGCAGGGAGGUUCAAUCCCAGGAAGAUACAGAUAUGGAUCUGGGGAAGAAAAUGUGCGUACCUAAGGACAUUAUGCUGGAGGAGCUGUCUCUUGCCUCCAACCGGGGGUCCCGUCUUUUCAAAAUGCGCCAGAGACGCUCAGAAAAAUACACUUUUGAGAACAUCCAGAAUGAAAACAACAAUCAGUUGAAUAACGCAGUGGUUCCUCAAACUGAGAAUGAGAAUGCUGCGGACAGCCACAGUGGUGAGAACAACUUGGCUGCUGAUCAGGACUGCACACCAGAAACAACAAUGGUGCCAAAUCCAGACAGUAUUGCCCCGGGGUAUGGAGGUCCUUUAAAAGACAUCCCUCCAGAGAAGUUCAACACCACGGCUAUACCAAAGUCCUACCAUUCACCCUGGGAACAGGCCAUCAUCAGUGACCCGACCUUGGCUGACACUCUCAUCACCCAUAUGCCUGAGCCAGAGCCCCGAUCAGACCUACCAGGGUACAAAAGUUUCAAUAGGGUGGCAACCCCGUUCGGUGGCUUCAACAAGGCACCCAGACUUGAUCCCAUCAAGACCCUGCCGGCGGAGCCCCUCCCCGACUUCCCCGAGCUCCAGGGGGAAACAGGGGUAAACCGACCCUCCUUCAACAGAGCUGCUCUCGGGUGGGUGUCAGCAGGCGGUUCAGUCACCCUCCCUACACUUUCCCUUGAGCCUAUGUUCAUCCCUGAGUCAGAAGACCUUUGAACCCAUAAUGAAGUCACACAUAGAUGCUGUCUACUUAGUUGCUGCACUCGAGGUUAUUGUGGGUGGAGCAGCAUUUCAGUCAGAACAGAGUCAGGGUGAUAAAAAGCAUCCUGUUGGGCUGUUCUGGUUCAAGUUACCAUGUAUGCAGUAUCCCUUGGUUUUUCAGGGAUGAUAACAAUUGCUUUGCACUCAGAUAUAAAUUAAUCUUGAACAGUAAGCAGAGACUGGAAUAAAUGGAAAUUGUAUAUUAAUGUGCAUAAGAUUAUUCUAUCUUGCAGACACACAUUUUUGCUCAAUAAAAUGGUUUGGA
Molecule: messenger RNA, 1272 nt
Organism: Scomber japonicus (chub mackerel)
Lineage: Eukaryota; Metazoa; Chordata; Actinopteri; Scombriformes; Scombridae
Product: myozenin-2-like
Exons: 6
Coding region: 174-962 (262 amino acids)
Cellular component (GO): actin cytoskeleton; Z disc
Molecular function (GO): actin binding; telethonin binding; FATZ binding
Source: RefSeq, a predicted model, not a curated record